UUCCCACCUCUCUGUAUGUCUGUAUAUCUGUCUCAGACUGACGCUGCUACCAGUUUCCUACGUGCUGCCCGCUCAGGUAACCUGGAAAAGGCUCUUGACCACAUCAAGAAUGGUCUCGAUAUCAACACAGCCAAUCAGAAUGGACUCAAUGGGUUACACUUGGCCUCAAAAGAAGGCCAUGUUAAAAUGGUGCUGGAACUACUGCACAACGGCAUUGUACUGGAGACCACAACUAAGAAAGGCAACACUGCCCUCCACAUUGCUGCAUUGGCUGGACAAGAGCAAGUGGUCACCGAGCUGGUUAACUAUGGAGCUAACGUCAAUGCCCAGUCCCAGAAGGGCUUCACUCCACUCUACAUGGCAGCACAAGAGAAUCAUCUAGAGGUCGUGAAGUUCCUUUUGGACAAUGGAGCCAAUCAGAGCAUUCCAACCGAGGACGGCUUUACGCCAUUAGCUGUGGCUCUUCAGCAGGGUCAUGAGAAUGUAGUGGCCCUGCUUAUCAACCAUGGCACCAAGGGAAAGGUUCGCCUUCCUGCACUGCACAUAGCAGCGCGCAACGAUGACACCCGCACUGCCGCUGUGCUUCUGCAGAAUGACCCCAAUCCUGAUGUACUAAGCAAGACAGGCUUCACGCCACUCCAUAUUGCAGCACAUUAUGAGAAUGUGAACAUUGCCCAGCUGCUGAUAAACCGAGGCGCCAAUGUGAACUUCACUCCCAAGAAUGGGAUUACACCGCUGCACAUUGCAUCCAGGAGAGGGAACGUGGUAAUGGUCAGGCUUCUGCUGGACCGUGGUGCAACAAUUGAUGCCAAGACUAAAGACGAGCUGACUCCGCUUCACUGUGCUGCAAGAAAUGGUCAUGUUAGGAUAAUUGAGAUCCUGCUGGACCAAGGAGCCCCCAUACAAGCCAAGACCAAAAAUGGUCUCUCGCCAAUCCACAUGGCGGCUCAGGGGGACCACAUGGACUGUGUGCGACAGCUCUUGCAGUAUAACGCCGAGAUUGAUGAUAUAACACUAGACCACCUAACACCCCUACAUGUGGCAGCACACUGUGGGCACCAUCGCAUGGCCAAAGUGCUGCUGGACAAAGGAGCCAAGCCAAACACCCGUGCACUGAACGGCUUCACACCUCUCCACAUAGCCUGUAAGAAGAAUCACAAUCGCGUAAUGGACCUACUCCUAAAACACUCGGCAUCCUUGGAAGCUGUGACAGAGUCGGGGUUAACCCCACUCCAUGUGGCCUCCUUCAUGGGUCAUCUGAACAUAGUGAAGAUCCUGCUGCAAAAAGGAGCCUCUCCAAAUGCCUCGAAUGUGAAAGUGGAAACACCCCUGCACAUGGCAUCUCGAGCGGGUCACUGUGAUGUUGCAGAGUUUCUGCUGCAAAAUGCAGCACCAGUGGAUGCCAAAGCCAAGGAUGACCAGACCCCAUUGCACUGCGCCGCCCGCAUGGGCCACAAAGAACUAGUGAAGCUCCUGCUGGAGCACAAGGCCAACCCAAAUUCUACCACCAUGGCUGGACACACUCCGCUGCACAUCGCCGCCAGGGAGGGGCAUACACAGACUGCCCGGAUCCUCCUUGACAUGAAUGCCCAGCAGACCAAGCUGACGAAAAAAGGCUUUACUCCACUCCAUAUGGCAGCAAAAUAUGGAAAGGAGGACGUGGCAGAGUUGCUACUUGAGAGAGGUGCAAACCCAAAUACUGCAGGCAAGAAUGGACUCACGCCAUUGCAUGUAGCUGUCCAUCACAACAACCUGGACGUGGUAAACUUACUGGUUAGCAAGGGCGGAUCUCCACACAGCGCAGCGAGAAAUGGCUACACUCCUCUCCACAUUGCCUCCAAGCAGAACCAGUUGGAGGUGGCCAAUAGUCUGCUGCAGCACGGAGCCUCCGCCAAUGCUGAAUCCUUACAGGGAAUCACGCCACUGCACUUGGCUUCCCAGGAGGGUCAAGCAGACAUGGUCUCACUGCUCAUUUCCAAGCAGGCCAAUGUCAACCUGGGCAACAAGAGUGGCCUGACCCCACUUCACCUUGUUGCCCAAGAGGGUCAUGUGGGCAUUGCUGACAUCCUGGUGAAACAGGGGGCAUCGGUCUAUGCUGCCACACGGAUGGGCUACACUCCACUUCACGUGGCUUGUCAUUAUGGCAACAUUAAAAUGGUUAAGUUCCUCCUGCAGCAGCAGGCAAACGUCAACAGCAAGACAAGGGCGGGAUAUACACCCCUUCAUCAGGCUGCCCAACAGGGCCACACUGACAUUGUGACCUUGCUUCUGAAACAUGGUGCACAGCCAAAUGAAAUUACUACCAACGGCACUUCUGCACUGGCCAUUGCGAAACGUCUCGGCUAUAUUUCUGUCAUUGACGUCCUCAAACUGAUUACCGAAGAAACGGUGACCAUGUCGACCACUGAAAAACAUCGAAUGAGCUUUCCCGAGACAGUUGAUGAGAUCCUGGAUGUGUCCGAGGAUGAAGGAGUUGCACAGCUAACGCUAGGCGAGGAGCUGCUGGGAACAGAGAUUACCAGGUAUUUGAGGAUGGACGGCAUGAGGGACCAUGAUGACGAUUUCCUUUCCUCCAGGACAGUCACAGAAAACUACUCACCUGCUGUUCCAAGGAUCCCCUGUGUCUCUCCUGAAACCGUCAUGCUGAAAGAACAUGACAUGGAUCAGCAGCACACUCCAAUCCCAAUGCCCAAAGAGUAUGAUGAUGACUCUCUGAUUCCUAGCAGUCCAGCCACAGAGACCUCAGAUAAUGUGAGUCCAGUGGCCAGCCCUAUCCACACUGGCUUCUUGGUUAGCUUCAUGGUGGAUGCAAGAGGUGGCUCAAUGAGAGGAAGCAGACACAAUGGUUUGCGUGUUAUCAUACCACCACGAACAUGUGCAGCCCCAACACGCAUCACCUGCCGCCUGGUGAAGCCCCAAAAGCUCUCCACUCCACCUCCUCUGGUGGAGGGUGAGGGUUUAGCUAGCCGAAUCAUCUCACUGGGUCCAGCUAGCAUGCAGUUUCUGGGACCGGUGAUUGUGGAGAUCCCUCAUUUUGCAGCACUUGGGCGGGGAGACAGGGAACUGGUGGUCUUAAGGAGUGAGAAUGGCUCUGUCUGGAAGGAGCACCGGAACCGUUAUGGUGAUGAAGUGUUGGAGACUAUCCUCAAUGGCAUGGACGAAGAUUUAGAAAGUCAGGAGGAGCUUGGGAAGAAGCGUAUCAGGCGCAUCAUCUCCACUGAUUUCCCUCUCUACUUUGCUGUGGUCUCCCGCAUCCAACAGGAGAGCGACUUGAUUGGCCCUGAGGGGGGGCGUCUGACCAGCAAAAUUCUUCCGUUGGUUCAGGCCAGUUUCCCUGAGGCGUCUGUCACCAAGCGGGUUCGCCUUGGACUGCAGGCCCAGCCGGUCCCUGAUGAGCUGGUGGCCAAGCUGCUGGGGAACCAGGCCACCUUCAGCCCUGUGGUGACCGUGGAGCCGAGACGCCGUAAGUUCCAUCGGCCCAUUGGCCUGCGCAUCCCGCUGCCUCCGUCCUGGAGGGACAGUCCGCGAGAUUCUGGCGAGGGUGACACUACCAGCCUCCGCCUGCUCUGCAGUGUCAUCGGUGGCACCGAUCCAGCACAGUGGGAGGAUAUCACUGGCACAACCAAGCUUAUAUAUGCUAAUGACUGUGCCAAUUUCACCACCAAUGUGUCUGCACGUUUUUGGCUAGCAGACUGUCCUCGCACUGCUGAAGCGGUUUCCUUUGCCAACCUUCUGUACCGUGAGCUGUCAGCAGUGCCAUACAUGGCUAAAUUUGUAGUGUUUGCGAAGAUGAAUGAGGCGCGAGAAGGUCGAUUGCGCUGCUACUGCAUGACUGAUGACAAGAUGGACAAGACCCUAGAGCAGCACGAGAACUUCACAGAAGUGGCCCGCAGCAGAGACAUAGAGGUAAUGGAGGGCAUGCCAUUACACUUGGAGUGCUCAGGGAACUUGAUCCCCAUGAGGAAGGCUACUCAGCAACCCCGCUGCUUCAGCUUCCAGGCCUUCAGAGACAACAGACUUCCUGUCUCUGUGAAGGUAAGAGACAGUAGUAAGGACCCCUCUGGCUUCUUGUCGUUCCUACGCAAGUCUACCAAGUAUGAGGACAGUCAGCAAGUACUCUGCAACCUCAAUAUUACCAUGCCACCAUGCAUAAAGAUUGGAGGGGGUGAGGACCGAAGGAGGACACUCACCCCUUUGGCCCUUAGAGAGAGAUACAGUGCUCUCAAUGAACCAACUGUAGGAUCAAUGAGCACCAUGGAAAGGACGGAGUUAAAGAUGGCUUUAAUAGCCGAACAACUGGGACUGAGCUGGGCUGAGCUGGCCCGAGAACUCCAAUUCAAUGUGGAUGAAAUUAAUAGGAUUCGCGUGGAGAACCCCAAUUCACUCCUGGAACAGAGUUCGACACUGCUCAAUUUGUGGAUUAGCCGUGAAGGCAAGAGGGCCCAAAUGGAGAGCCUGUUCAUGGCACUGAAGAACAUUGACCGAAUGGACAUUGUGAACAUGCUGGAAGGUCACCAGGGUAACCAGGAACAAGAAAGGCGCAGACACAAUGACCGAGACCACCUCUCUCUUGGCAUAUCAAAUGGUUAUGGACUGGUGGUUCAGGACGUGUUGAUCUCACCAGCCUCCGGGCAGCACAGCCUGGCCUCACCAAUGGGGCUUGAGCCCUACUGGCAGGAAGUGUCUAGCAUGGAUGGUGCUCCCAUAGCCACCACUGAAGAAGAUACACUUAUGGAGAUGUCCGAGGUACAAGUGUGGCCAUCAGGCAAAAGCCCAUGUCUGGUGGCCGUGGAGGACUCCUCACUUGAGUGUAGCAACGCUGAGGACUCAGAGGGGCUGUCCUACGGGAGUAUGGGCAGACCAGGCAGUGCCACACCAGGUACAGGACACGGCCACAUUGGGUUGAGCGGGUCCAUCGAGCUGCUGGAGGACCAGUCCAUUGGGGCAGACUCGGAACACAGCACUACCACUCCUGGAACAGGGGUCAACAUCAAUGGACUGGACGUAGGUCAAGGGUUGGAGACGGAUGAGAAGGCAGUGGAGGUUGCGGUUGGUGCAGGCAGGAAUGUUUCAGAAGGAGACAUUGGAGGUUUGGGAGUAAGAGAUGACACAGGCUUAGUGGAAGGCUUGUCUGUCAUUGCAGGACAACAGAGGGUUUACGCUCGAAUGUGUGAGUCUCCUGGGCUUAGCCGAGUGGCUGAUCGCAACGGUGACAGGUCAAGUGCUGGUUCUUUCCUGUCCUACCUCCAAGACCAGACUGGCCCUGGAUGGCAUCCCAUCCCAGAUCCCACUCAGAGCUGGGCAGGAACCUCACAGCCAGCCAAUUUCAGACAGGCCAAGGAGUCCAUGAUGUCAUCAGUGAAGGCAGCAGUGGAUGGAGAUUUGAGCCAGUCCCAACUGUCCCAGGAAGCUUUGCUCCAACCGGUACGAGACAUGGGGCACUCAGAGAUCCUACGCGGGCAUUUUUGGGGAACCCAGCCUUUUGAGAAGGGCCUAGGCUUCCCCCACAGAGUACCUGACCUUCGAGGAUGGGAAGAUAUGCGUCUCAGAGGACAAGGUGAUGAAGCUGUGGAUCUUCCUGGAGAGCAAGUGAGUGAGGAGCAGUUUACAGAUGAGCAUGGCAACAUCGUCACCAAAAAGGUCGUGAGGAAGGUGGUUCGGAGAGGAAAAGGUGAGGGUGAGGGUCAGGAGUACAUUAUAGAUGGGCAGCAGGAAGCUGAUGAGUUGGAUGCUGACGCAGAGCAGUUCAUGGGCUACGCCGUCCUUGGCCGGGAAAGCAAGCCGGAUGUUGUGGAUGUGAAGAAGGGAGGGUCUCAGAUAGUGAAAUGUGCCACUUUGCGGAGAGUAAAGCAGUGAGCGGCGCUCGUUCGGCCGUCCAGGACUUGUCUGCCGCACCCAAACCUUCUCUCAUAGACACAUGAUGAGCAACAAGAACUGCAAGAAAGUUGGAAAACCAGGCAACGGACAUCAUUGCCAAUAAAUGGCUUUUAGGCUUCUUUUUAAAGCAAACGUACAAUGAGAACUAGGCUAAAAGCAUGAUUUCAUAUAAAAAAAAAUAAAAAAAAUAUUGAAACCUAGGAGAACAAAAAAAAAAAAAAAAAAAAGCAUCCAAAAAGUGCUUCCUGUAAUCCCUGUAUCAGCAUGCGAGAGUGCUGUCGCAUGGCCUGCCUUUACAUACACCACAGAAAGCAAAGGAUUAUGGGGCUCCUGGUGAUACAAGGGGCGUGAAAUGAGGGAAGCGUUUGUGGAUAUGGAACAGUAUAACCGAACCCAGAGCUCAGCCCUGAACGCUGUAUUUCAGAUAAGUUGUGGUUAAUAACAUAUAUGCAAAAGCCGACACACAUGUGUAGUCAAAUGACGCAACGGUUCCCCCUAGAACUCUCACAGAUUUUUGAGUCUUCCAAUAUAUUACGUGUUAUAGUUUAAUCUACUUUCAAUCAUGGUCUCACGACACACCAGUUUUUCUUCCAGCACUGGUUUUGUGCAUACUGCUGUAUACGCACUGAAAUAUUACACGUGUGUGUGUGUGUGUGUGUGUGUGUGUGUGUGUGUGCGUGUGUGUGUGUUAUGUCUGUAUGUAUUGUUUAUGUUUCAGCCCAAAACUGGAAGAGAAAAAAAACAACAACUAAAUGUAUGCAAAGAUACUGCUGCUGAUAUACUUCUUUGCCCGUGCUUUUAUUUAGUUUGAUAUAACAGACAGGAUUUAUAAUCCUGUGUAUAAUCCUGUGUAUAAUCCGGUGUCUAAACAUCAGUGUUAUAUCUGGAUGGGUAUGUUGUUUUUUACCUGUAAUGCAGGCAUGAUUUCAUUUCUUUCUUUUUCUUUCUUUCUUUUUUCGUCCACCAUUGCUGUCUCGCCACUCAUGGAGAAACAUUAGGGCUUUUGGCCUUCAACAGAUAUUUAUUUUUGGACACUGUAUUGCUUCUUGUAACUGUCAUCAUAAAUUGUGGUGUUUUUUUUUUUUUUUCCAAGGAAAUUUAUGACUUAAGACUUACUGAGGCACUAUUAACUGCUCAUGGCAUAGUGAAUGUGACAGAAUGCCAGCCAUUACCAUUGAGCGUACACACACACACACACACACACACACACACACACACACACACACACACACACACACACACACACACACUUUUGACUUUUACACUUGUAAAAAAAAAAAAAAAAAAAAAAGUGCAAAUGUAGCAACCAAGUCUUCCAUUUCAAAUGAUAUCAGUAGCUCAGGUUUAGUUUUUGCUGUAAAAGAUGCUGUGGCCUGUUAUGAGGGAUGGCAAUAUGAACGGAAACCUGAAAAACUAGACACCAGGCUGGGGUUAGUUUCUGCUUAUUCUCCUUAUUCAUCGUUCAUACUUUAUUAUUUAAUGUGGCAACAUUUUUAUUUUUAGACUUGCAUCUCUUUAAAGAUUCUAUCACCUCGAAUCUGAAGCGUGGAAAUAUUCCAUAUCAACACCAGGACAUAAGAAGUACAGUGUUGGUCUGAAGAGAGAGAGAGAGAGAGAGAGAGAGAGAGAGAGAGAGAGAGAGGUUACAUGCAAUCAUGCAUAGUCUAGUCUGGAAACAAGAUCCCACAUAAACACCGCAAUAAGCAGCUCUACGAAAGCAAUAGAUAUCCAUUCGCAGGUGUAUGUUUUUAGAUGCACCUUUUUAGAUUCAACUGAAAUUAGAGAAAGACAAAUGACAUUAAAGUAAAGAUCCAUUUACUUUACUCACACUUGGAAAGCAAUAGACGCAUGACAAAGCGCAUUGUCACAUACGGGCAUUUCUCUUCUGUCAUUUUUUUCUAGCUUGUUCUUUCCUUAGCUUUUGCCACAUGGUUUGGCCAGCCGUUACGAAGGACGAUGAGUUCACAGGCUGACGUGUGAAUUUGCUACAGAAUACCGGCGGGUUUUUGUGUAAUCGUCUUUAGAGCUCAACAAAGACACUUUGAAACACUGUGAUUAGACUGUAGCACUGUCCGAGCAACUUCCCCAAGUACACGCAAACACGCGUUACUGUUCACUGACUGUGCCCAGUUAGUACUGGAAACGUGUAAGGACCGUAGGUUUUAAGCGUAGAAUAUUAUCAUGAGAUUAUUUUUUUUAUUAUUCAUUUCUAACUUUCUCCACAAUGACAUAGUUCUAACUGGCUAUACUUUUAAGGUGUCGUUAUGAAUGUGUAGCUAUAGGGUUCCAUCUGUUUCCAUAUGCCAUCGUGUUAAUGUUUACUCUGCCCUUCCAAAAAAAAAACAAAAUGUAGCUAAACACUUGCCUUGCUGUUGUAAAAUUCACUGAAAAUGUUCGUCGAUUUCAAAAAAACAACGCCAGGAUCUUCUGAUGUAAACAAAACACUGUUUUAACCGUUUCCAAGCCCCAAAGACAAAAUCAGAUUCGAUCCAAUGGUCACACGCAAUCCUCAAAGUUUCUCAGCUACCUGUAUUGAUGUUUUUGUGUUAAUUCCAGGCAUUAAUCAUGAGCGAGCUGAAUCAGAGACAAUGGACAUGUGAAGGAAUCUAAUAAACUGAAACAUAUGGAGUCAGUGAAUUAUGCUAAAGAACACUCUUUGUAAAAUGGACCAAGCUCAUGACAUGAAAUAAGACAAGAUCAUCAUUACAGUUCAAACGCUAGUGUGUAAAUAGUGUAGGGAGCUGAUAGAAAGAAAUGUGGUAUAAACAUAUCAUGGUGUAAAUCUGAAAUUAGUCAGUCCUCUGAAUAUUAUGCAAACCAUCCAGUAUUGUGUGGUAAUGUAGCAUCACCCAGAAACAGAAAUGAUGUCAGAAUACACCGACCGUCGCUUGUUUUUAGCACCAUACCUUAAAUCACAGAGCGUACAAUAGUAUUAACAUAUUUCCUUUAGUUAAAUGACUGCAAGCUUGUUUGUGUGAUUGUCUAACAGUUCGAUUCACAGCAUUUUAGGGAGUAGUGUGUGAUCCCAAAAGAGUUUUGGGAACAGAAACGCAUUACAGAAAACAAACAUGAUAUCCAGAUGCAGUACGGUAAAGUCUUACUAAACCAAAAUACACCAAAGUUUCCUGUUAAAUAUCUUAAAAAAUGCACAAAAUGUACACUUUCUAUGAUACUUACCACUAACAGCUAUGCCAAAAAUAAUAAUAAUAAUAAUAAUAAUUAUACGGUUGAAUAAUAUUCAUACAGAUACAAGUUUAUCAGCGCCGUUUAUUUGAUUUAUUUUACAUUAGGAAAGACAGUACCAAACAGAUAAUACAAAAAAAAAAGGUCUUGCAGAUAUGUUGGAAUGAUUCAUUAAAACAGUCGUGAAAUCCACAUAUGAACUUAUAGCGAGCAUUAUUUCAUACAAUUUUAAUACGUAAUCACUUGAACUAGAUCCGAAAGCUGUACAUUUACGACGUCCACGUAUUUUCCAACGCAUUUCAUCGACGUCAUUUGCAAGUGGUUCGUUCCGAAACGUAAGAGAAACGGUGCUCAGAAUUCUUGUUGAAUCAUCGUUACGAUCACAUACAGCAAGGCAUGUUCACGCUGUUUACUUUUCCACAUGUUUCCUUUUGUUUUUCAUUUUAAAAGAUGAAUUGAUGUCUCAGAUGAAAAGGCCAUGAACCAGCAACGUGCAAAUAUAUGAGCCACUUUUGAGAUUACUCGCAUUGUCGUUUUGUAAUGUGGUAACAUGGUAUUUAUUCUCAUAGCAUCAGCCCGUUGGCCUCCGUAUUGGAUGAGAUGCAGUUUGAAUGGCAAUUCGGUACACAGCAAAAUCCCCAGUGUUGAUUUAACACCCGGAGUGUUGAAUUUACACCCUGCAGUGUUUAUAUAAAUCCACUGGACACAAAUGAACACUCCGGGUGUUAAUUCAACACUGGGGAUUUUACUGCGUAGUACUGCUCAAUUCUCUAGAUUAGAAACUAAAGAAUUAUACAUCACCAGAAGCAACAUUAAAAGCUUGCUUUUGUUUUCUUGAUGGAUUCCAGGAGGUUGUCAGAACGGUGACCUGGGGUUUGAAACAAGCGGCAGUGUAGGAUUUGAAAUAUUUACUCCUUGGGUUCAUACAAGACUUCUCCUCAAGUUCAUUUCUCUGUAAUUAAAAAAAGAAUCGAAAGAAGAAAAAAAAAAAACCAGAGCUGCAUGUGGAAAAGUAGGACUUUUAGGAAAGUCCACUCCCGUGUAAGAGAGCUGGAUUCCAAACAAACUACGCAGUUGGUCGAUGUCACCGCAGUAAUAAAAUCCAAUUAAAUACAAAAAAUGUCAACUUUCGCAGAAAAACUAGAAACACUUAUAAUCUUAACUUCUAGAGAACGGAUUAAAAUUAGUCACUCAAUAGCAUAUUAACCUUGAAAGGAAUGCGAACUGCACACGUGCACAGAAAAUGUUUUUGAUAUAUACAAAGAAAUAUAUAUAUAUAUAUAUAUAUAUAUAUAUAUAUAUAAUAUAUCCAUAUAUAUAUUUAAUUAGAAUGCUUUGCAAUUGCUAAUGGGGAUUUAUAACCUACUAUUGGGGAUUACAGUUCUAUUAUGGAUGCACUUAUAGCAACUGAGACUUCAGAUGUAUGCCUGCAACCGGGGAAAUAAAGAGGCCUUGUGGGUCUUUUGAUUUAUUUUAUCUUAUUUUUAUUGCUGUUGAAAUGGGAAAACAAUAAAUAUGGUACCUAUA
Molecule: messenger RNA, 10587 nt
Organism: Ictalurus punctatus (channel catfish)
Lineage: Eukaryota; Metazoa; Chordata; Actinopteri; Siluriformes; Ictaluridae
Gene: ank1a
Product: ankyrin 1, erythrocytic a
Exons: 43
Coding region: 16-5856 (1946 amino acids)
Biological process (GO): signal transduction
Molecular function (GO): protein binding
Source: RefSeq, a predicted model, not a curated record